Molecule: messenger RNA, 591 nt
Organism: Vicia villosa (hairy vetch)
Lineage: Eukaryota; Viridiplantae; Streptophyta; Magnoliopsida; Fabales; Fabaceae
Exons: 1
Coding region: 1-591 (196 amino acids)
Molecular function (GO): zinc ion binding
Source: RefSeq, a predicted model, not a curated record
AUGGGAACACUUUUUGCUGAAAGGGGUGCUAAGUGGAGUGUAGUAUUGAGUUCUGGACAAACAUUUACAGAAAGUUGCAUGAAGGUGAUGAAAGAAGAAAUGGCAAAAUCCAGCACGCAUCAUGUAAGAAUAUUUGACUAUAACCAUAACACUUUCAGUGUGAAGGAGACAAUGGACCAUGGUGAAGGAAAGCCUAUGGGAGAUUACAAGGUAAACCUAAAAGAUCUUUGGUGUGACUGUGGAAAGUGUCAAGCUUACCGUGUUCCUUGUUCACACGUUAUUGCUGCAUGUUCUGUGGUGCGCCAAGACGCCUAUGCUCUACUGUCCGGCGUUUACAGAGUCGUAAAGUUAUUCGGUGUUUACAACACAAGUUUUCCAGUACUACCAUUAGAUGAGUAUUGGCCCUCCUUUGAAGGAGAUCAAAUUUGUCACAACCCAUUGAUGCGGAGGAACAAGAAAGACCGUCUGGUGAGCUCACGUAUUAGAACGGAAAUGGACAAGUAUGAUAAGUUGGAGAGAAAAUGUGCGUUGUGUCGUCUUCCUGGUCACAACCGAACGAAUUGUCCAAAUGUUGGAACCAGUAAUGUAUAG